Rosa rugosa (rugosa rose) is the source of this 7984-nucleotide messenger RNA. RefSeq lists its product as uncharacterized. The record is from RefSeq and is a predicted model, not a curated record. The transcript has 4 exons. Lineage: Eukaryota; Viridiplantae; Streptophyta; Magnoliopsida; Rosales; Rosaceae. The coding region runs from base 2824 to 7779 and encodes 1651 amino acids.
AACCUCUCCCAUUUGUGUUUCAGAAGGUAAAGUAUGAAUCAACUCAAAAUUCUCCAUCGGAGGAGAAGUGGAGAACCCUCUCGAUCACUCAGGAUCUUCACCAUGCCGUCAAGAAUGUCUCCGGUGAGCUUUACUUCAAGGACGUCCAAUUCCUUAUACAAUUAACUAACUCAUUCAGAAUAUUGCACAAGAUAAUGGGUAUAUAGUGAAGAGCCUUGUGCCCAUUGUGAUGUUGGCCGGGUAUAUAGUUCCUGAGUGGGUGGAGGAAAAGCCAACGCUAUCUGACAUAAAACAGAUAUAUGGUUCUGCUACAGCCUUUCCAGUUUCCACCCACAGCACUAAUCUUACCUCUAAAACCUGACAAGGUGAAACAAGUGAAGGAGCCGCUAUCUAGCAUAGACCCUGAGGUUCUAUUGUUUCUUUCAAAGAUUAGGCAUUUAACAGUCAGGGAAGAUAAAGAGGACCUGAAGCUCAACACUGUAACCGCAAUUGAUAUUAUUAGCUAGUGAGACUGAUUUUGUGAUGAAGAAAAACAGAGAUGCUCUAUCCAUAUUUCUGCUAAAGGAGAUAAUGACAAUGCUGCUGAGAGAGAGUGCAGUCAUUAUAUGUGGAAACAAAAGUUCCCUGUUGGGAAGAAAUUCAGAAUUGUGAGGAGAUUGGAGGUUGAUGAGUGGGGGAUCACCGUACUCUGGCAUUUCCAAAUGGAGAUCGACUUCAUAGAGGAAUGAACUCUGUAUUCUUUCCCACGCAAAUAGUGACAAACUUUCCCUUCAUUAUUCAAGCAGAAUUUCUACUUACAUCAUCGAGAGAAACAAUUCUCCUGGACAACAAGUGGAAUCAGGGUAUUCUCAAGUGUGUGGCCACUGCAUUUACCUCUCUUGUGACAAAGGUACAAGGUGCACUGUUAUCAAGUUUGCCUAUUAUGUUCAGGUUCUUGCCUGUUCAGAGUUCUUCCUAUGAAGAAUUGAAUGCUGUGUGAGGCACUCCAUUAGAGAAAAGCUGGUCGAAGAGGACAUUGUACCGAAUGAGCCGCAGAUGGGGCACAUUUUGUUUCAUAAGCCUCGCGAAGUGGGUCAGUUAAUGCCAGUUUUUUGGAGUAUUUUGAGGAAGGAGAAGGAUGAAGGAGUAAGUUUGAGUCUCUCUUCGCAUGGAAGAUUUGUUUUGCCUUCUUCAUUUGACAAUUGACAUAGAGGAGUAUGAUCAGAUGCUGAGUUUCAUAGGAGUCAAACUUCUCGGCAAUGAUUGGUAUGCUAAAUGCAUUAAGAGUUCGAAUCUUGUAGUUGGAGUGAAAGAAGAUGCCUAUUUGGAGCUUCUACUGUUCUUUGUUGAUAACUGGCAGUUCCAUUUUCACAGCACUGAUAUCAUGAACAUGCCACUAAUAAAGUAUGUGGAUGAUGAUUCAUGACGGGUGUGUAUCUUUGUGCAGCUUAAGUGAAAUGGAGACUGGUGCAAGGGAGGUUGCACUACCCUCUCAUUCCCAUAUCUCAUUGCUGAUGAACUGGGAGAAAGGAUCUAAACCUCUGGAAAAUCAUUAUUCAAUGCCCAAAAGCAUCCAGGGAGCAAUUCAAUCAUCUCCUAUGAAGAAGAAUUUUGGUAAAAUGGCUCGGGGAACGCAGCUUUAAAUCACUAAAGGUUAUUUCAUAUAUUGUAUUUCACUUGAUUGUUUGCUUCUUCGUUUACUCUACUUUAUAUGCUGAUUUAUCUAGUACUAAGGUGAUCAAAAGUCUUCGAAUCAAAGUCAGCAGUAAAAUCAGCGUCUACUGCUCACAAGUACGGGUAACGUAUUUGCUUAUCAUACAAGUCUCGCUAUUACUGCUCUAUUGGAUUCUUUCACCUGCCUUUGCAAAGCUAAGGAAAUGGCGAUGAUGACACUGAGAGAGCACAUAGACUUCUAACUAGAAUGCUUUCUGUGCACUAAUUUUCUUCUACAAUGUAAACAUAUUGGAGAAGCGGAGAAUGUGUAGUAACAACCUUACGUUGAAUUAUGUCUCUGAUGCUUAACCGAAUCAGAAUGGUUAUAUUUCAAUUGAAGCAAGCAGAAUGCAGAAGAUAAUUAGUCAGACUGGGGUGAUAAGUGCUGCAAUAUGCUCAGCAGCACUAGUUAGUUAGUCAAUUAAACCUUCAGCCAUAUGAAGGCCAUUCACUGCAUUGUUGCCGUGCAAUGUCAUUGGUUAACAUAAUUAUUGACGGUGAAGUUAACGGUUGGCCUAGAAAAGGAAAAUCGAAAGGUAUAGGGAUACAAUAUGAAAUUGGAAAACUGAGUGCAAGACUGACGAAUGGUGCACCCAACCUAUUUAACUUUCAAAUAAGUGUAAGAGUUGAAAGGGUGGAAACUCGUAACUGAAAUUGUUUCUAUUCAAGUGCCAUAUUAAUGAAGCAUGCAAUUGUAACACAGAAGAUUAGGUGGGUCUUCCUUUGGAAAGUGAAAAGACUACUUGGUAUCUGCAGAUUCUCUUCUUAAAAACUACAGAAAGACUAGACUUUUCGGUAUCAGCAGGGUUUAAUUAAGCUCAUGCACGCAUGCAUUAAUUGAAACUUGUCCAGCAGUAACUUCUCAUCAUCUCUCAAAGAUAUAUAAGCAGCACCAUCAGUCCCACAAAACUCAUAGACAUCUUUCUGUUUAGUACUUUCUCACUAUCAAGAGCCAGUGUUUUUUUGCGUUGGUGAAGAGGAAGGGACUGAGAUGACUACGCCGAAAGAGCACAUAGAAGAAGGAGGAAAAAGUUUUCCAUAGGAGGGGAACUCAACCCUCUAACUGAGGAUCUUCAUCAGGCUGUUAAGAAUCUCUCAGCAGAGCUCUAUGCUAAAGACGUGCAUUUCCUGAUGGAACUCAUUCAGAACGCUGAGGACAAUGAGUAUUCGGAUGGAGUAGAUCCAUCACUUGAGUUUGUCAUAACCUCCCAGGACAUAACGGGCACGGGGGCUCCUGCUACAUUGGUGGUUUUCAAUAAUGAGAAGGGUUUCUCUGCAAAAAACGUAGACUCCAUUUGCAGUGUUGGAAGGUCCACAAAGAAAGGCAACAGGAAGCGUGGUUAUAUUGGGGAGAAAGGAAUUGGGUUCAAAAGUGUGUUUCUGAUCACGGCUCAGCCUUACAUCUUCAGUAAUGGCUAUCAGAUCAGAUUCAGAGAAGAGCCUUGUGUGCAUUGCAAUGUCGGAUACAUAGUUCCUGAAUGGGUCAAUCAGAACCCAACUCUAUCUGACAUCAAACAGAUUUAUGGUUCCAAUGUUGCCCUUCCUACCACUACACUGAUUUUACCUCUAAAGGCUGAAAAGGUCAAGCCUGUGAAACAGCAGCUCUCAAGCAUUCAUCCUGAAGUUCUCUUAUUUCUGUCAAAGAUUAAGCGGCUCUCUGUCAGGGAAGACAAUGAGGAUCCAAGGAAGAAUACAGUAACUGCAAUUGAGAUAGAAAGCCAAACUGAUUUUGUGACCAGGAAGAAUAUUGAUGCUCAAUCCUACACACUCCGUCUUUCUGCAGAAGAAAAUGAUGACAAUGAUUCCGAAAGGGAAUGCAGUUACUACAUGUGGAAACAAAAGUUUCCUGUCAGGCAGGAAUUCAGAGUUGAGAGGAGAAUGGAGGUGGAUGAGUGGGUGAUCACUCUUGCAUUUCCAAAUGCAGAACGUCUUCGAAGAGCAAGGAACUCUUCGCCUGGUGUUUAUGCAUUUCUUCCCACAGAGAUGGUCACCAACUUUCCAUUCAUAAUACAGGCGGAUUUUCUUUUAUCAUCUUCAAGAGAGACAAUUCUACUUGACAACAAGUGGAAUCAAGGGAUUCUUGAGUGUGUGCCCACCGCAUUUGCCCAUGCCUUUAACUCUCUUGUGAAAACUGUGGAAGGUGCGCCAACAUCAAGUUUGGCUCCUAUGUUCAGAUUCUUGCCUGUUCAGGGUUCUUCCUAUAAAGAAUUAAAUGCUGUAAGGGAGUCAAUAAAAGCAAAGAUGGUUGACGAAGACAUUAUACCAGUUGAGCCUGAGAUGGAGCAGAGGUUCUUCCACAAGCCUGGUGAAGUGGGAAGAUUAAUGCCUGCCUUUUGGACUAUUUUGAGGAAGGCGAGGGUUCAAGGUGUAAGCAUGAUUAAGCUUUCAUCACAUGGAAGAUUUGUUCUGUCUUAUUCCUUUGACAGCAAGGAAUAUGAUCCUACACUAAGUUUCCUUGGAGUUGAACCAGUGAAUGAUGACUGGUAUGUUAAAUGCAUACAGGGUACUUCCAAUCUUGUUGAUGGAGUGUCAGAAGAUGUGUACUUAGAGCUUCUACUGUUUAUUGCUGACAAUUGGGGUUCUAAAUUUGGUUACACCAACAUGAAAGACAUACCAUUGAUAAAAUAUGCAGACUAUGGAAAUGAAUCUUUGUGCAGCAUAAGCCAAAUCCAGAAAGGUGAAUGUAGAGUUUUCUUAUCGAGCAAAUGUUCUCGUGUUUCAUGGCUGAUUGAUUGCAACCGGGAAUUUAAUUCUGUGACUCGUCUUCUCUUUAUGCCAAAAGCCACUCAGGAAGCCAUCUGGGCAUGCUCUGGGAAGGAUACAUUGAAGAAAUGGCUAGCUGAUCAAGCAAAGGUUGGUUCUGUUGAUGUCAAUCAAUAUGCAGUUGAUCUCCUUCAGAAUUCUCUUAAUGAGCGGAAGCUUGUUAUUGCAUAUGUUCAUUUCUUAUAUCACUCCUUGGAUAAUGAUUUCAUCUCAAGUCGGGAAGUUGACUGUUUAUGUGGAAGUAUGCCACUAGUGGAUAGCUAUGGGAACAUUAACAGGAGUAGGAAAGGGGUUGUUGUUCCUGCCAAUGGAAGCAAAUGGGCGGGACUGACUGAUUCUAAUUUGUGGAGAAAAGAAGGCUAUGUUGAAUUAGGAGAGCUUUAUAUGUAUUCUGGCAAAUUUGCUGGUAAGUUUACACCGAAGAAGAAGCUUCUUGAGUUCCUUAUAAAAUAUGCUGCUGCUUUGGAUGUCCCUCAUAUUUCUGCUCCAAGUGAUGGUAUCUCAUCUGUAUCUGCACCACUAACUAAGCAGAAUGCCUUUUUGCUUUUGGAUUGGAUUCGUCAACUGAAUUAUAAAAGGGUUGGCAUCCCUCAGAAGUUCUUGGCUUGCAUAAAGGAAGGUAGUUGGCUGAAAGUUACUUUGAAUGGCUCUCCUGGUUAUAGGCCACCAUCCCAGUCAUUUCUGCUUAACUCAUCAUGGGGAAAUACUUUGCAGAAUGGAUCCGUCUCUGUUGACAUUCCAUUGAUUGAUACGAGCUUUUAUGGUGAGAGCAUGAGUGGAUACAAGGAGGAGCUAAAGACAAUUGGGGUCAUGUUUGAAUAUAGCGAAGCAUGUGAUUUCAUUGGGAAGCAUUUCAUGUCUCUGGCAGCUUCAUCCUCUUUAACUAGAGGAAAUGUGCAUUCCAUUCUGCGUUUCAUCAGGUUUUUAAGGGACAAACUUCUUUCUCCGGCCGAUUUUAUCUCUGCUAUUAAGAAAGGGAACUGGCUGAAGACUUCCGUUGGCUACAGGUCUCCUGUAGGAUCUGUUUUGUCAGAUAAGGAGUGGAAUGUUGCCUCCAAAAUUAGCAACAUUCCCUUCAUUGAUCAGGACUUUUAUGGUGAUGAAAUCUGUAAUUUCAGAACUGAACUUGAGUUGCUCGGUGUUGUAAUCUCCUUCAACCACCAACUUAUAAUUGACAACCUGAAGUCACCAUCUUCCAUAACUUCUUGGACACCUCAGGUUGUCAUCUUAAUGCUCAACUGUAUGGCUCUAUCCAAGUCAUCUGAUAAACUUGUCAAUGCAUUGAAAGGAGCCAAGUGGCUGAAGACAAGUAUUGGGUACAAGUGUCCAGGGGAAUGUCUCUUGUUUCAUCACGAAUGGGGUUGCAUUCUUCAGGUCGUCAAUGGUCUUCCUGUGAUUGAUCAUGAAUUCUAUGGGAGCAACAUUUUCCUGUACAUAAAUGAACUGAAAAAAAUUGGUGUGGUGGUUGAUUUUGAAGGGGCUGCAAAAGUAUUUGCUCGAUAUUUCAGGCACUAUGCAUCAUCAGCUUCCAUCACCAAGGAAAAUGUUGCAUCAUUGCUUCUGUGUUACAGAGCGCUGAAUGGGACUCAAUAUAAAUUUCCUGCUGAUCUUAGGAGCUGCAUUGGUGAGGUCAAGUGGUUGCGUAGUCGUUUUGGUGAUUACAGAUGUCCAAGGGAGUGCAUUCUCUUUAGUCCCGAGUGGGAAUCUAUAUCCCCAAUAACUCUUCUUCCUUUCAUUGAUGAUUCUGACAGCUACUAUGGAAAGGGCAUACAUGAGUACAGAAAAGAGCUGAAGAGCUUGGGGGUUGUCGUCGAAUACAAGGAGCGAGUUAAGUUUGUGGCUACUGGUCUUUAUCUCCCUAGGGAUGCCAGCCGUAUUUUUCCUGUAAAUGCACUUGCGUUGCUGGAAUGCAUACGAGUUUUCCAGGAGAAAGGUUACGCCUUUCUUGAUAAUUCUGAUUUCAUGAAGAAAGUUUCUCAACCAUGGAUAAAGACUCAUGCUGGUUAUAGGUCUCCCAAAGAGUCUUUGUUGUUUGAUUCCAAGUUUGGCUUAUAUUUGAAGCGGACUGAUGGGCCUUUCAUUGAUGAAGAAUUCUAUGGUACUAAGAUUGCUUCUUACAAAAAAGAGCUUUCUGCAUUGGGGGUUAUUGUUGAAGCUGAGAAAGGAUGUCCCCUGAUUGCCAGCCACCUUGAUGUUCAUUAUGAGAUUGAAGCAUUUGUUCGGCUGUAUAAUUACUUGAGUGCAUUCAAGUGGGAACCAGACACUGAUGCUGCUCGAAGGAUCUGGAUUCCAAAAGGGGAGUGGGUUUGUCCUGAUGAUUGUGUUAUUCAUGACAAGGAUGGGCUAUUUGGUUUGCAGCUGACUGUUUUGGAGAAACAUUAUGAGCAUAAACUUCUAUUUUUCUUCUCCAGUGCGUUUAGAGUUAAAUCUCAUCCUUCAGUUGAUGAUUACUUGAAGGUUUGGAAGGUUUGGGAAAGUUCUGGAAGUGCAUUGUCGCAUGCUGAUUGUUGCAAGUUUUGGAGUUAUAUCUCGAAGCACUGGAAUUCAAAGACAGAAAAGAUUGUUUCUGAUGCCUUGGUGAAAGUACCUGUCAGUUCUGGAUCUGAAGGAAUCUUGCUGUGUAACAAGUCUGAUGUUUUCAUUGCUGAUGACCUUCAACUGAAGUAUCUAUUCGAACAGUCUUCUCCUGAGUCUAUUUUUGUUUGGUACCCUCAGCCAAGUUUGCCUUCCAUUCCAAGAUCCAAGUUGCUUGACAUUUAUCGAAGAAUUGGUGUUCGCACUAUAUCUGAAUCUGUACAGAAGGAAGAGGCGUCACUUGCAGAUGAUGUUGAAGUAGUCUCUUUGCCGAGGGAAAAGCUGAUUAAGAAAGCGCUGUUCAGGCUGAUUCUUGGUUUUCUUGCUGCUCCUCCCAUGGAAAUGGAAGCUGAGAAGAGGCUUGAAGCUGUUCAAUUCCUUGUGAAUGUUACUGUGGUGGUAACAGCUGAACCGAUCUCUGUAAGCUAUAAUUUACCUUUAUCUUCUGGGAAAGUUUUGAAUGUGAGAGGAAGCCGAAAAAUACGUUUUGAUAGAGAAAAUUCAAAGAUCUUCACUCGGAAAAUGGACAAGUCUGGAGGGCAGAAGAGUAUGAUUGAGUUUGCUACUUUUUUCUCUGAAGCGAUAUCUGAGAGUGUGUUAUGGGAGAGCGCUGAUCAUAUAGAUUCACUCUCUGAGCUGAUCAAGAUGGCUUCUUUGCUAGACUUCAAUGAGGAAGCAGUUGAUUUCUUGAUGAAGUCCAAGAAUUUGCAAAUCUUCAUGGAGGAUGAGGAGUUUCUUAGGACUGUCUAGCUACCCUCUUGGCCAGUUAUGUGGUUACAAUAACAUGGAUCCUGAUGGUCUAUCAGUUGAUUCUUUGAAGUUUCAUUUUGCUUUCGUCGUUGGCUUUUCUUUCUGUUGAAUUUUCCUUCUUGUUCUGGACAAGUGAUGCUUUCGUUUGUGCUGUCAAUAAAUAUUUGAGCUCAAUAAAAUGUGCUGUUUCAUCGGAUAUAUUCAG